Molecule: messenger RNA, 942 nt
Organism: Coffea arabica (coffee)
Lineage: Eukaryota; Viridiplantae; Streptophyta; Magnoliopsida; Gentianales; Rubiaceae
Biological process (GO): DNA repair; telomere maintenance
Molecular function (GO): DNA helicase activity
Source: RefSeq, a predicted model, not a curated record
AUGUCCGAAGAUUUCAUGAGAAAUACUGAAUUGUCUGCUAGAGAAAUCAAACGAAAAGUUUUAGAGCAAAUAAAUGGUUUUCUACAGUCAAUGGGAAAAAAUAUAGCUUCAUUUGGCUUACUUCCUAAUAAUUACUCAUUCUCAGAUGUAGAGAACCAAACAAGAGAUGUAUUGGCUGAAAAAAUCAUAAAAGUCCUUGAAGAGGACUUAAAUGCAAUUUCUUUGCUUAAUCAGAACCAAAGGCAAGCAUUUGAAGUUAUAUCUAAAAGAGUUUAUGAAAAUAAGAAUGGUGCAUUUUUUGUUGAUGGCCCUGGUGAGACUGGAAAAUCUUUUCUUUAUAGAGCGUUGUUGGCUGAUAUUAGGUCAAAGGGCUAUAUAGCAUUAGCGAUAGCCACAUCAGGUAUUGCUGCAUCAAUACUAUUUGGAGGUAGAACCGCUCACUCUCGGCAAACCUUACCAGUGGUUCGUAAGGGAAGCCAAUCUGAAACCAUUGCUGCUUCUUUGAUUAAUUCCCCUAUUUGGCCAGCUCUUGAAAAAUUAGAGCUCACACAAAACAUGAGGGCUCGAUUUGAUCCCUCAUUCGCUGAUUUCUUAUUAAGGGUUGGUGAUGGCACUGACCAAGCUGAAGGUGACAGUCUCAUACAACUGCCUUCUUCUAUUUUGGUUAGCAACGGUUCACGGAAUGCAUCGCUUCAUGAUCUAAUAGAUAUGGUUUAUCCCCACAUUCAACAUAGAUCAGAAAAUCCUGCCUUGCCAUUAAAUCGAGCAAUCCUCAUCACAAAGAAUCAUUUUGUGGAUGAAGUGAAUGAUAUCUUAAUUGAAAAAUUUCCAGGUAUAGCAGUAGAAUAUCUGAGUUUUGAUCGAGCUUUGAAUCCAAACAAUCAAGUUCAAUAUGAAGAUUUUUUAAACUCCUUAUCUCCCAGUGGCCUUCCACCCUAUUGA